Messenger RNA from Sphaerodactylus townsendi, 4470 nucleotides. It is a transcript of the gene LEMD3, whose product is annotated as LEM domain containing 3. Lineage: Eukaryota; Metazoa; Chordata; Lepidosauria; Squamata; Sphaerodactylidae. The record is from RefSeq and is a predicted model, not a curated record. Gene Ontology annotation, biological process: negative regulation of BMP signaling pathway; nuclear envelope organization. The coding region runs from base 964 to 2553 and encodes 529 amino acids. Gene Ontology annotation, molecular function: chromatin DNA binding. Gene Ontology annotation, cellular component: nuclear inner membrane. The transcript has 13 exons.
GAGCGGGCAGGCGGGGCCGCCGCCAGCAGGACCCGGAACAGUAACAACAAUGGCCAGCUAAAUGGCAGUGUUGGUGAGUAGGAGAAGAAGGUGGCAGUCAGGAGCGAGGCUGCCUGGUCGUCCCACAUUGCCGCCCUGUCCCGGCAAUAUCUAGUGGGAGUGGCUGGGCCUGCGCCAGCCUGCCUGCGGCAAAGUGUUUCAAAACUGCCUUCGGAUAGUUUGAUGCGGAGGCCAGCCCCAGGGGCCAGGCUGGCGCCGCCGCAAGCCGGAGAGAGCGGGCUUCAGCCUCGCGCCGAGACCCGAGGCCUGUGGCUGCUCUGCACAGCAGCGGCUUCUCGCCUGAGGCGUCGGCCCGGAGGAAGCCCAAUGCCUGGUGGGGGGCGGUGGCUAGACGGCCGGCGGUCACGGCUGGACCUUGGGAGCAAGUGGAAGGCGGCAGAGAAGAGGGAGACGCCGCCCAGCGAGAGCCGCAGCGCUGUAAGAGCCAGGCUGUGAAUGGAAACAAGUUCCUCUCCUACGGCGGCCCGGUUAAGAGGGAUAAGUAUUCGGACUCUGAGGAGGAGGAGGAGGAAGACGACGACGGCCAGGAAGAGGUGGCAGAGACGAAUCAGCAAGUGUGGAAAGAGGAGUCGCUGGCCCGCCAAUACCUGGCCAGGAAAAGCCUGAGCAAGUCUUCUCCACCUUUCUCUGCCUGUAAAGGUGCUGCAGCCAGCGAUGGCUUGAUGGAGACCACAGGUGAAAGCAGUUGGUGGCCUUUCUACCUGAAGCCACAGGGCAGCGGUUGAUAGUCUCAGCCAGCAGACGGCAUGGAAAUCAGACAGUGAGAUGGACUAAUCAGUGUCAAGCAGAAGAGGUGAAUGUUUGGACUCAAGCCCGCUGCUCCCCAGAUACCGCUGCGGCUCUUCUAAGAAGACUCAUCCACUUUUGUUGCCACCCCUGCUUGCUGACUUGGACAGUAGCAAGAUGACAGAUUCUUUAAGCGCUAAUAGGAAACCAGCCAACAAUCAUGUCCUCACAGGUGCAGUCGGGGGCUAUGGUGUUGAACCCAGGAUAUAUACUGCUGCCAAAACCCUCUCUCCAGGUGCUGCUGCUUCCUCCUCUAUUAGAGUAAAUCACUCCAACCACACAGGUUCUAAUCACACGUACCUGAAAAACACAUACAACCAGAAGCUCUCAGAGCCUGAGGAGGAUCUUCUUCAGCAAUUCAAGAGAGAAGAAAUAUCCACCACAGGAGGUUUCAGUGCUCACUACCUGUCUAUGUUCCUUCUAACUGCUGCAUGCUUGUUUUUUCUGAUACUGGGACUCACGUACCUAAGAAUGAGAGGUUCUGGAGCAACUGACGAUGUGGGAGUUGACAAUAAAAAUCUGUUCACAGAAGAAUUACAAGCAAAUCUCAUGAACAGCUUGUACAAACUUCAUGAUAAGUUGGCACAAAUAGCAGGAGAGCAUGAGUGUGGCAACUCUGACAAGCAAGGUCUUUCCAUUCAGGAGGCAGCUGAAUAUUUGAAAAGUUUAGGUCCAGAAUAUGAAAGUGAGCUUAACAAAUCCCUGCAAUGGAUUCUAAAAAGUGGAGAAGAUGUUGGCAUAAAGUGUAUUGGCCACAACUCUGAUGAGGAAUCUAUAACUAAUUCAGCUGAUGUAAAAUACCUGAUAUCAACCAGGCCACAGAUGUCAUUUACAUGUCGUUUUCGGCGUGCAUUCGUUACUGUAACAUGUAGAUCAUUAAUUCUGCUUUUAGGUAUAGGCAUGAUUUGGGCAGUCUUGAGGUAUAUGAAAUAUUGGUGGUCUAAGGAGGAAGAGGAGACUAGACAAAUGUAUGAUAUGGUUGUAAAAAUUAUAGAUGUCCUAAGAAGCCACAAUGAAACAUGCCAGGAGAAUAAAGAUUUGCAGCCAUAUAUGCCUAUUCCACAUGUACGCGAUUCUUUGAUUCCACCUCAAGACAGGAAAAAAAUGAAGAAAGUGUGGAAUAGAGCAGUUGAUUUCCUUGCUGCUAAUGAAUCUAGAGUUCGGACAGAAACACGGAGAAUAGGUGGUGCUGAUUUUUUGGUUUGGAGAUGGAUACAGCCAUCUACACCAUGUGACAAAAUGUUGGUUAUACCCUCUAAAGUAUGGCAGGGACAAGCAUUUCAUCUGGAUAGAAGAAACUCACCUCCAAAUAGUUUGACACCAUGCUUAAAGAUUCGUAAUAUGUUUGAUCCAGUAAUGGAAAUUGGUGAUCAUUGGCAUUUGGCAAUUCAAGAGGCAAUUUUGGAAAAAUGUAGUGAUAAUGAGGGAAUUGUUCAUAUAGCAGUGGACAAAAAUUCACGUGAGGGUUGUGUGUAUGUCAAAUGUUUGUCUCCAGAAUAUGCUGGAAAAGCUUUUAAGGCAUUACAUGGUUCCUGGUUUGAUGGAAAAUUGGUAACAGUAAAAUAUCUACGGCUAGAUCGAUACCAUCAUCGUUUUCCCCAGGCUAUUACUUGCAAUGCUCCAUUGAAGCCAUCAAAUACACACAUGAACUCGAUGUCCCAUCUUCGUCUCCGAACAGGCACAAGCAACCCUCAGGGGAACUCCUGAGACAUUGCUACUAGAAACUGCUAACUUGCCACGGGAACAUUUCCUGUCUGGCCCCGUCUUCCACUUUUAGUACUUUUGUAUGUAACAUUUUCAUUAAUCCACGUUCCGGAAGUCUCAUGUUUCAGAAUAUCUGAGUAAUAAGACAGUAAAACUGAACUAAAAGAACAAUUGCUUUCGAGGUGUGUUGGAUCUCAAGCAAUCCAACUAAUUGUUUUGCAUGACAAAUGUUGAAUUUAUUAAACAUUCUCAGAUGUGGCUGUAUUUUUGCACCAACAAGUGUUUGAUAAUCUAAAAGCAUGGAGAUGUACCGUAUUUCCAUAAUUUCCUGUGAAAAAACUUGUAGGUAUUUUGUAACAAAGCCCCCUACAGUUUAUGAUGGCAAGUGAAUAGAAGUGUUUCUUUCUGUCUGGUCUUGGUUGCUGUUGCAAUAAAAGUUUUAUCUAUGUCAGUCUAGGGAUGGAAACAAAAUUCUGUUUUGGUGGGAAAACCAACAAUGCAGAUCUGCUGGUUUUGUAUAUAAAUGUAAAUGCAGGUGGUGGCAGCAAAGUAAUCUUGUUUUGUGAAGAUGUCUGCAUUCAAGCAGUGAAUAAGCUUCCUGUUUUAUUCAUAACCUAAUGUUUUAUAUAUUUUGACUGUACCCUUACAUAAAGGUCAAACAGUCAAACACCUUGAAGUAUUAGAUACAAGUUAAAUAUCUUUUAUAGGUUUUAUAUUAAAAUAUCUGGUUAUGAUUUUAUGUGAAUGGUCUGAUAUUGUGAUUGUGAUGAUGGAUUCAAAAUUAUGUGAGCAAUAAAGAAGUGAUUGGCAGGUACUCAAACACUUUGUGAAAACCUGUUAUUUAUUACAGAAGGAAGGCAGUGGUAACAUACCACUGAAGGAGUAGACUUUCCUAUAGGGUUUUGCUACCCAGACAUGUAAAACUAAAGAUGCACAUAUUUUGGAAACAAAAUUUUGGUUGUAAGAGCUUAGGAAUGCAGUACAUUUACAUGAAGAGUUGUAUAUGUUUCUAUAUUAAAUUAAUGCUUUUUUUACACCUAAAACCACAAAAUUUGUUGAGAAAUUUAGUUGAAAAUAUAAAAUUAUUGGCUACAAUAAUUCCUGUGAAUGCAGCAUAAUUUGUCAAUCCAACUGGACAUUGUAUAGAAGAGAUGAGAAACCAACCAGUUUAAGAAACAUUGAUUAAAGCCCAGUUUUAUUGUAGAUAAUGGAUCUGCAGCAUGAACUUGCACAAAUAAUGCACAUUUUUUAAUGGUUAAGUGAACAUGAUGCACACUAUUCUGCAACAGAAAAUCCUAUUGUGCCUUACCUUCCUGCUUUUUGUGGGCAACAUGUUUAAUAAGGGAAGGUUUCUUACCUGGAAAAAACCCUUAGUUUUAUGUCUUGGAUGCUAACAAGUAUGUGUAAUAUAAUCAGCCGUGCAAAAUUCUACUCCCCAAGAGCAAGUACAUAUUUUUGACAAGCGAGUAGAUUUUUGUUAAGUCUGAUAGAUUUUUCAUUACUACAUACAUAUACAAAUAUAUAUAAUAUACAUGUAUAUGUAUUAUAUGUAUAUAAUCAGAGUUUGCUGUAUUUGUGCAUCAUAGUGAUUUUAUUGACCUGAUCUUAGUAACCAUCUUGUGAUCUGUUGCAAGCGUGAAUGUAAAAUUAGUUGUGGCCGUUUAAAAGGUUGCCUUUGAUGCUGAUGCAUCUUCCUUGCUUAAACUAUUUGUAAACACUGUACAUUUAUUAUAGUAAUCUGUACUAUUAUGCAGCUUAUUUUACCUAAAAACGUUGACCAAUAUUCCUUCCUGCAAGACAGAUGGGAAUGUGUGUAAUACCUUGGACACUUGAGAAAAUGAGAUGUUUGUAAUUUGUAAUUUGUCCUGUAAAAACACAAAAGUAAAACAAGACUAAUUAAAGAUUUAUUAGGGCUUUUUA